AUGGAAAUGAUCAUAAAGUUCAUGUUGCAGGAAGGAGUCAGCGUCGUAGGUUUCGAAGUUCCAAGAUCACCCGAUUCAAGCUACAACAACCCUGUAGCAGGAAAUGAAGAUGAAGCCCGAGAGCCUCCACUUGUCCCUGCCCAUCUGCACCACACCUCGCUGAACUACCCACCCAGCCAAGACGAUCCAAGUAGUAUCUCAGUUCCCCAAAACGUGAUUCUUAAUCACCUCUACAUUGAGAACCGGGAUGGCCCAAGAUCUGUUGUAGCUAUGGGAAUUACCCACCGUUUCCGAUCGAAGUACGUGACCGUUGUGCUUUAUAAGCCGGUUCAGCGAAGGUGA
Messenger RNA from Musa acuminata AAA Group (dessert banana), 342 nucleotides. RefSeq names its product SNF1-related protein kinase regulatory subunit beta-3-like. Bases 1 to 342 code for a protein of 113 amino acids. Gene Ontology annotation, molecular function: protein binding. The record is from RefSeq and is a predicted model, not a curated record. The transcript has 2 exons. NCBI's taxonomy places the organism in Eukaryota, Viridiplantae, Streptophyta, Magnoliopsida, Zingiberales, Musaceae.